AAUUCUUUGUUGCUGCCAGCCGCCUAAUUAUUAUUUUCAUUUUUGGCGUCAAGGGACGCCAAAAAUGACCGAUUACAUUUAUUGUUUCUGGCUUUUUUUGCAUUAAUCCCUCAUUGUAUCAAUACUAUUGGGAAUAGCUUUGCCCAUUCACAGGGUUACGCUGACGCUUUAUUUACAGUGAUCCCUUUGCACUCCAACAACAAAAAGCUUCUAUUGGACCGUCCACUUGUCAAACAAAGCAAUGUUUGCUGGUCUGCAUUUGUCUACAAUAUUUGAAUAUGGUCGCGGUCAGGGAUGCCACUUGGCUUGCCUCUAUUUUAUUUUCUCAUUAGCUCAUUUUGACAUUUGCAUAUAUCUUGCUCCAUUUUUGGGGUUUGAGUAUUCGUACUAUUUCCGCGCAUCUCUAGUAGACCCAACUUUCGUACCGUAUCCAGUUCCAUUUAUUUUCUGCAGUGUGCCGCGUACGGGCCGACAAGCUCCAAUCAAUCCUAUAAUAUUUGCUCACACCUAUUUUUUUAUUGGCAUAAUUAAAAAGAAUAACAUUUUUGCUCGACAUCCGGCUAUCACAAGCUGAUUUCCCACUACCAGCAUCAGCAUUAUUGCCCGGAUUUACGGCUGCAGGUUUG
Molecule: messenger RNA, 626 nt
Organism: Kickxella alabastrina
Lineage: Eukaryota; Fungi; Kickxellomycota; Kickxellomycetes; Kickxellales; Kickxellaceae
Exons: 1
Coding region: 242-574 (110 amino acids)
Source: RefSeq, a predicted model, not a curated record